Solea senegalensis (Senegalese sole) is the source of this 2853-nucleotide messenger RNA. RefSeq names its product terminal nucleotidyltransferase 4B (gene tent4b). Gene Ontology annotation, cellular component: nucleolus; TRAMP complex. The record is from RefSeq and is a predicted model, not a curated record. Bases 370 to 2415 code for a protein of 681 amino acids. NCBI's taxonomy places the organism in Eukaryota, Metazoa, Chordata, Actinopteri, Pleuronectiformes, Soleidae. Gene Ontology annotation, biological process: RNA 3'-end processing. The transcript is spliced from 12 exons. Gene Ontology annotation, molecular function: mRNA binding; poly(A) RNA polymerase activity.
GCGCACGCCGCCAUUGAGGGACCCACCAUCAGCAGGAAAGGGUCAGAGGCGCCUCGAUAGGCUGCAACUGCACGUUUCUUCAAUCUCAACCUUAACUUCGGUUUGAGCUGCGGUUCCUGACACCUGUCUCGCACUCUUCUUCAUUCCCGUGGAUGUUUUUGGUUGACAGCGGCGCGUGUCGUCUCUUAAGGGACGUGUUUUUUUAAAAACCAGAUUGUUGAAGUCACGGGCAGCCCAGGACCUGAGCUAACAUAACGAGGCAAUAGCAGGCUUGCUAACGUUAGCUAGCGACCUGGCUAGCAGCACUCGAGCUGAGCACUGCUCGGUGGAGGGUGGGAGGGGGGGGCGGUGCGCCUCCAGUGUUGUUUGAUGGAUCCGAGAAUCGCCUGGUUUCAGCCAGAACAACGUGGACCCGCUAACAACCUGUGGAUGCAGAUCUGGGAGACGACACAGGGGCUCGGCUACUUGCAUGUCAAUAACAGCUACACCACUGGAUCCCAGAGCACGUCGACAGUGAACGGAGCGCAGGGAGCCGUCCUCACCGGCAGAAACGGAGCACUUGACUCCAACGUAGGCAGUGGUAAGGCCAGGACUCAAGGGAUGUCGACCCCAAUGGGGGACGGAGGAAUAACGGAGCAGCGGGACUUUAUACCACUGGAAACCAACAGCAACCACAACAACCGAGUCGCUGGCAGGGGCGGUGUCGGAGGGGGGCAGCAGGAGCAGCAGGGAAGUGGGGUCGCUGUGCUAUGGAGGGGGUUAACGGACGGACAUCCCAACAAAAGGAAAAGAGACAACAAAGCUAGCACUUUCGGAUUCAAUGCCAGUCUCUUGAAUAGUGGCAGCUGCCCGGACACGGGAGGCUACGACGGCUACACGGGUACGCCAUGGAAAGUGAGGAACUACUCGGAGGGAAUAGUUGGGUUACAUGAGGAGAUCAAUGACUUCUACGAGUACAUCUCCCCACGACCGGAGGAGGAAAAAAUGAGAUUGGAGGUGGUGGACAGAAUCAAGGGAGUUAUCUACGACCUGUGGCCCAGCGCUGAGGUCCAAGUGUUUGGGAGCUUCAGCACUGGUCUUUACCUUCCUACAAGUGACAUUGACCUUGUAGUUUUCGGGAAGUGGGAGAUGCUGCCAUUGUGGACGUUGGAAGAAGCUCUGCGGAAAAGAAAUAUUGCAGAUGAGAACUCCAUUAAAGUUUUGGACAAAGCAACGGUUCCCAUCAUUAAACUGACUGACUCUUUCACUGAGGUCAAAGUGGACAUCAGCUUCAAUGUGAAGAGUGGAGUUAAAGCCGCUCGGCUCAUCAAAGAGUUCAAAGAGAAAUACCCUGUGCUGCCUUACCUGGUCCUGGUGCUGAAACAGUUCCUUCUGCAGAGGGACCUCAAUGAGGUUUUUACCGGUGGUAUUGGUUCCUACAGCCUUUUUCUCAUGGCUGUCAGCUUCCUGCAGCUGCACUACAGGGAAGAUGUCUCCAGUCCCAACAUCAACAUCGGUGUCCUGCUCAUCGAAUUCUUUGAGCUUUAUGGUCGCCACUUCAACUACCUGAAGACGGGCAUCAGGAUAAAAGAUGGGGGUUGCUAUGUUGCCAAAGACGAGGUUCAGAAGAACAUGAUGGAUGGUUACAGGCCCUCCAUGCUCUACAUUGAGGAUCCGUUGCAGCCAGACAACGACGUUGGUCGCAGUUCAUAUGGUGCCAUGCAGGUGAAGCAGGCAUUCGACUACGCCUACGUGGUACUCAGCCAUGCUGUGUCACCCAUCGCCAAGUACUACCCCAACAAUGAUACUGAGAGCAUACUUGGCAGAAUAAUCCGGGUGACACAGGAAGUGGAUGAAUAUAGGGAAUGGAUCCGAAAGAACUGGGGCAGCCCAUCACAGAAUGAUUUACCACUGAACAGGAAUGACGUCACACUAUUUGAGACCCAGCAGCUGGAUGAGUGCAACAACAACGUUCCAGACGAUGAUGAAGAUGUUGUGGUUCUACCGUUGACUUCCCACAGCAAAACCUCAUCGAACUCCUCUUCUCCAUUCCCUUCACUGCGCUCUUCUCCUUCCUCCUCUCUGCUGUCGCCGUCUUCAACGACGACGACCUCCAGCUCGAGCGAUGCGGACUCUGAUGGCACACCAUGUAAGACAGCCAAGCAGCAGUCAGGCCGGGGCUCCGGCGUCCACAGGGAGAAGACAGCUGCUGUUAGCAAUCACCGACCACAGAGCCACACUACCUGCACUCCAUCUGGAAGCAACAAGGGAGGAAAGGCCAGGAUGUCUCGUUCCCAUCAAAAGAGUGGGCACCACGGGCAGCAGAGCUCCUCAUCCAGCACCAAAAAUCACCCGGGCAACAAGCCACACCACCAGGUCAACAGCAAGAGGAGGAAAAAUGUACGGGACUCUACACAAGAGGACCUCUGCAGAUAGGGGUGACCUCAUCUGCCCUACCAAGUCCCCCCGUCCUUGUCUGCAACUGACUGCCUGUCAUGUCCCACUUCUGCUGCCAGACUCCAGCCUCAGGAGGUUGUUAGUAGUAUGAAAACACCUGCAGUGUCUGUCUCUUUGUCAAGCUUCUUGGGAUGACAAGCAACUGUUUCGAGCAGGACAAGUAAUUAAAGGUUAUAGGAAAUGGGGAUUAAUUUCUUGGACCUACACUGAAAUCACAAAAGGAUGAAUGCUCAUUUGCUUCUUAACAGCUUCUACAAAGAAGCAGUUUCCUUACCACAGCCAGCACCGACACAACAUGCCUCUUGCGCCUCCUGCUGUUCAGGAGUAGGCAGAUUGAAUGUCUGGAAUCUACUCUGGAGCAUUACCUGGAGCUGCUGGCUGGAAAAUAAAGGAACAAAAAUUUUAUCAAAAAAAAAA